AUGCUUUUCGGUUCAGUUCGAUCGCCAUUGAGGUCUUCUUUUGUUCCCGCCGAGCUUCGCUACUCCCCCACUUAUACCGCUCAAUCUCGUCUCUUCCACCUUUCCAGCCGCUUACAGCAAGAGAAGCCUCAAACUGAACAAAAACCCUCAACUGCUGCACCCACCGACGCAAAAGAGAAGAAGCCUACUGACGCUGACGCCGAGUCUGGGGCUAAGCCCGAGGAGGAGCAAUCCAAGAAGACCGAGGAGGGUGAGAAUGCUGAAAAGGAAGGAAAGGAAGAGGGUGAGGGUGAGGGCAAGGAUAAAGACAAGAAGAAGGAGGAUGCCCCUCCCCCCCCUCCUCAUGGCGACAAGACCCCCUGGCAGGUAUUCAUGGAGACCAUGAACACUGAGUUCCAGAAGUCGCAAGAAUGGAACGAGUCGACGAAGCAGAUCGCUGCAUCUGCUAACCAAUUCGCUGAGAGCGAGGGUGUGCGACGUGCUCGCGAGGCCUACGAGAAGUCCACUGGCGCUGUUUCCUCGACUCUUGGAAAGGGUGCCAAGGUCACUGCCGGGGCCAUUGGCAAGGGUGCUUCUUGGACUUGGGAUACUUCAGUCGUCAAGGGUGUGCGCAAGGCCGCUAAUGUCACUGGAGAUGCCGUGGACAAGGCUACCCAGCCUAUCCGAAACACAGAGGCUUAUAAGAACGUCAAGGAUGUCAUUGACGACGGCAGCUCCUCACGAUACGGUGGCUGGGUUGAGAAGGAGGAGCGCAGGAAACGCCGGGAGGCACUCGACAAGCAGCGGGGUUACAAGGCGCCUCCACCUAUGGAAGAGGACAUUAACGCUGGUACCAGUGUUACUGUUCACAAGGAUGCGGCUUGGAAGGAGGCUUGGAGAGAUUUCCGCGACCAGAACAAGUAUGUGCAAGGACUUUUCAGCUUGAGGGGCAAGUAUGAGGAGUCUGAGAACCCUCUCGUAUCGACCGCUCGAAGUAUCACCGACCGCAUCGGAGGCUUCUUCGCCGAGAACGAGACUGCCAUGGUCAUCAAGAAGUUCAGAUCCAUGGACCCCAACUUCCAAACAGAGCCUUUCCUCCAGGAGCUUCGAGAGUACAUCCUUCCUGAGGUGUUGGAUGCUUACGUCAAGGGUGAUGCCGAGACACUGAAGCUGUGGCUUUCUGCCGCCCAGUACUCUGUAUACGAGGCCCUCACCAAGCAAUACCUACAGGCUGGCAUGAAAUCGGACGGAAAGAUUCUAGAUAUUCGAAAUGUCGACAUUCUAAGAGCCCGCAUGCUCGACCCUGGUGAGGUUCCUGUCUUCAUCAUCACCUGCCGCACGCAAGAGGUUCACGUCUACCGCAAUGCCAAGACGAAUGAGCUUGCUGCCGGUAUGGAGGACAAGGUCCAGCUGGUGACUUAUGCCAUCGGUAUCACACGAGUACCAGAAGAUGUCAACAAUCCUGAGACAAGGGGCUGGCGUCUGAUUGAGAUGCAAAAGAGUGGACGAGACUGGUACUAA
This is a messenger RNA of Fusarium redolens, 1500 nucleotides long. RefSeq lists its product as uncharacterized. Lineage: Eukaryota; Fungi; Ascomycota; Sordariomycetes; Hypocreales; Nectriaceae. Gene Ontology annotation, biological process: protein import into mitochondrial matrix. The transcript has 2 exons. The coding region runs from base 1 to 1500 and encodes 499 amino acids. Gene Ontology annotation, cellular component: mitochondrial inner membrane. The record is from RefSeq and is a predicted model, not a curated record. Gene Ontology annotation, molecular function: protein-folding chaperone binding.